Chlorocebus sabaeus (green monkey) is the source of this 5782-nucleotide messenger RNA. It is a transcript of the gene LRIG2, whose product is annotated as leucine rich repeats and immunoglobulin like domains 2. Gene Ontology annotation, molecular function: protein binding. The record is from RefSeq and is a predicted model, not a curated record. NCBI's taxonomy places the organism in Eukaryota, Metazoa, Chordata, Mammalia, Primates, Cercopithecidae.
GACUUGGAAGGCAGCCCUUCUGCCACUCCGCUUUCUUAAAGCCCAGAGCAAAUAAAAGAUCCUUUUCUAUUACUACAGUAGAUAGACUUAUAGUCCGGACUUUGAACUCACAGCGAUUUGCCGCACCAUUCCCUCUUAAGGAACUACUGCGCCCUCCGGCGGAAGAACAGCGGCGGAAUUCCACAGCGACACCUAAAGUCCCUGAACACCUUAAAGUCUUCCCCCUAAAGAAACUCGGCUGCGUCUGGCCCCGCCCCUCACUCAGUUCCGCCCCGGGCGCAACCUCGUCUUAUGGCACCGAUUGGCUGACCCCCGUGCGUGAGGACGUAGCGUCGUGGGGCGGGGCGGACGAGCCCCGUCAGGCCCCAGCGGUGUGUCCCAGGCCGUCGCCCCCGCUGUCGCGCUGCAUCUGCUCCUUGCAUGCUUUUAGAUGGUACAGCCCUCAGCCGGGGCUUCGGGGACAGUGCAGCCGCUGAGCAUCUCUGCUGAGCUUCUCCGCCGAUCCUCCUUUUCUAGCAGGCAGCUCUUCUAGGCCAGGUCCAGGUCGAGGGGGAAAAUGGCGCCCGCGCCCCUAGGCAUCCCGGAGGAGCAGUUGCUGGGGUGUCGAUCUGGAUUGCUUUCCCGGUUACUCUUCCUUGCCCAAAGCGCUCUCUUCCUGUUGCCCGCCGCCGGAGCAGGUCUCUGCCCCGCGCCCUGCUCCUGCCGCAUUCCUCUCCUGGACUGCAGUCGCAGGAAACUGCCCGCACCGAGCUGGAGGGCGCUGUCGGGCCUGCUGCCCCCCGACACCGCUAUCCUGGAUUUGAGUCAUAAUCGGUUGUCUAACUGGAACAUCAGCUUGGAAUCACAAAUGUUACAGGAAGUGAAAAUGAAUUACAAUGAACUAACAGAAAUCCCGUAUUUUGGAGAACCAACGUCUAAUAUUACUCUACUUUCAUUAGUCCAUAAUAUAAUCCCAGAAAUAAAUGCACAGGCGCUCCAGUUUUACCCUGCUCUGCAGAGUUUAGACCUCAGCUCAAAUAUAAUAUCAGAAAUCAAGACAUCUUCAUUUCCUCACAUGCAGCUUAAAUACCUGAAUUUAAGUAAUAACAGGAUAACCACCUUGGAGGCUGGCUGCUUUGAUAAUUUAUCGAGUUCCUUAUUAGUGGUAAAGUUAAACCGUAACCGAAUUAGCAUGAUUCCACCUAAGAUCUUCAAGCUGCCUCACCUCCAAUUCUUGGAACUUAAAAGAAACAGAAUUAAAAUUGUGGAAGGUCUUACAUUCCAAGGGCUUGACUCCUUAAGAUCUUUGAAAAUGCAGCGGAAUGGAAUUAGCAAACUUAAGGAUGGAGCAUUUUUUGGCUUAAAUAACAUGGAAGAACUAGAACUGGAACACAAUAACCUUACACGAGUGAACAAGGGGUGGUUGUAUGGCUUGCGAAUGUUACAGCAGCUCUAUGUGAGCCAGAAUGCUAUUGAAAGAAUCAGCCCUGAUGCAUGGGAGUUCUGCCAAAGACUAUCCGAACUUGAUUUGUCCUAUAACCAGCUGACCCGCCUGGAUGAAUCUGCCUUUGUGGGUCUGAGCUUAUUGGAGAGAUUGAAUUUGGGAGACAACAGAGUCACUCAUAUUGCUGAUGGUGUAUUUAGAUUUCUUUCCAAUCUUCAGACAUUAGACUUAAGAAACAAUGAAAUUUCAUGGGCCAUAGAAGAUGCUAGUGAAGCCUUUGCUGGACUCACAAGUCUCACUAAAUUAAUCUUACAAGGAAACCAGAUUAAGUCAAUUACAAAGAAAGCAUUCAUUGGUCUUGAAUCCCUUGAGCAUCUAGAUUUGAACAAUAAUGCUAUAAUGUCUAUCCAAGAAAAUGCUUUUUCUCAGACUCAUUUGAAAGAACUGAUUCUGAACACAAGCAGUUUGCUCUGUGACUGCCAUUUGAAGUGGCUACUUCAGUGGUUGAUUGAUAAUAACUUUCAACAUUCUGUGAAUGUAAGCUGUGCACACCCUGAAUGGCUAGCAGGGCAAAGCAUCCUGAAUGUGGAUCUGAAAGAUUUUGUCUGUGAUGAUUUUCUUAAGCCACAGAUAAGGACACAUCCUGAAACCAUAAUUGCUCUAAGAGGCAUGAAUGUGACUCUGACGUGCACUGCAGUGAGCAGCAGUGAUUCACCCAUGUCCACUGUGUGGCGCAAAGACAGUGAAAUCCUGUAUGACGUGGAUAUUGAGAAUUUUGUUCGUUAUCGGCAGCAAGCUGGAGAAGCUCUGGAAUAUACUAGUAUCUUACAUCUUUUCAAUGUGAAUUUCACAGAUGAAGGAAAAUAUCAGUGUAUUGUUACUAAUCACUUUGGUUCUAAUUAUUCUCAGAAAGCCAAACUGACUGUAAAUGAGAUGCCAUCUUUUCUGAAAACGCCAAUGGAUCUGACUAUUCGCACUGGUGCCAUGGCCAGAUUAGAAUGUGCUGCAGAGGGACACCCUGCACCUCAGAUUUCCUGGCAGAAAGAUGGUGGUACUGACUUCCCUGCGGCUCGAGAAAGACGCAUGCACGUCAUGCCCGAAGAUGACGUCUUCUUUAUUGCCAACGUGAAAAUAGAAGAUAUGGGAAUCUAUAGCUGCAUGGCACAAAAUAUAGCAGGAGGUCUCUCAGCAAAUGCUUCCCUAACAGUGUUAGAGACACCCUCAUUUAUUAGACCCCUGGAGGAUAAGACAGUAACCCGAGGUGAAACUGCGGUGUUACAGUGCAUAGCUGGAGGGAGUCCUGCACCUCGUCUCAACUGGACUAAAGAUGAUGGGCCUUUGCUGGUGACAGAACGACAUUUCUUUGCUGCAGCCAAUCAGCUUCUCAUCAUUGUAGAUGCUGGGCUAGAAGAUGCUGGGAAAUAUACCUGCAUUAUGUCUAACACCCUUGGGACAGAACGUGGCCACAUUUACCUAAAUGUCAUGUCAUCCCCCAAUUGUGACUCUUCCCAGAGUAGCACUGGGCAUGAAGAUGAUGGCUGGACUACAGUUGGCAUUGUCAUCAUUGUUGUGGUCUGCUGUGUUGUUGGCACUUCUUUGAUCUGGGUCAUUGUUAUUUACCACAUGAGAAGGAAAAAUGAAGACUAUAGUAUCACAAACACAGAGGAGCUCAAUCUGCCUGCAGACAUUCCCAGCUACUUGUCUUCCCAAGGAACGCUGUCUGAGCCACAGGAAGGCUACAGCAACUCUGAGGCAGGCAGUCACCAGCAACUUAUGCCUCCUGCCAAUGGAUAUAUACACAAAGGCACUGAUGGUGGCACUGGUACCCGGGUGAUUUGCUCAGAUUGUUAUGACAAUGCCAACAUCUACUCCAGGACCCGAGAAUACUGUCCAUACACCUAUAUUGCUGAGGAGGAUGUUCUUGAUCAGACACUGUCGAGCCUCAUGGUCCAGAUGCCUAAAGAGACAUAUUUAGCUCAUCUUCCCCAGGAUACUACUGCCCUAGAGAGCCUGAUAUCGUCAGCUGACGGAGAGCCAUCUGCCUUUCCCACCAACCAUGAGAGGAUAAGUGAGAAGAAACUUCCGUCCACACCGAUGAGUGGUGAAACAUUGCAGCGGCCCGUCUGGAACAUAAACAGAGAACUAGGCCUGCCUCAUCCUCCUUUUUCCCAGCAGCCAGUCCAUGAGUCACCACAACUUCAUCAAAAUGAGGGCUUGGCAGGGCUGGAGCCAGACUGUUCCGCUUCUUCCAUGUCCUGCCACAGGUUACAGGAUCAUGGUUUUGUUUUUAGUAGGACUCGGAACAUUCAAGAUGGUAGUGAAGGCACAUGAAACCCACUUCAGGAUGAAAUCUGGGCAGAGACUCAUUAAUUAAUUUUGCAUUUACUACCUCAGAGCUCAGAAGAAACUCCGAAGUCAGCAUUUGCUUUACUCUUUCUUUAUGAUUGCAUCUGACUGCACCAAGGUGGGCCAUGCGUUGUUUGGUCUUAUAUCUGAUGAAGAAAUGGUAACAGCUGACAGAAAUGGGUACAGCUCAUCAAAAAUGUGCAGCAUCGGCAGAGGGAAGAUACGGGGCAAAUGUGCUUCCUGAUGGUUCCAUGGGGAUGUGCCCCAGUGUGCAUCUGCCUGUCAGAAGAGUCACAUUGCUGCUUACCCUGCUGGAUUGCCCUAGUCUUCAGAAUGGUCCUGAGAAAACAUCACUACUUUGAUGUUCUGCUUUGCCUUCCAAGGAGCAAAAAUAACUUUGGAGCCUUGUGGGAAGUGUGCCUGGGAUUCUUCAGUGGUUUCAGGCAGAUAGUUGAGACUGGGGCUUUGAUAUUCAAGGUCUUUGGCAAGAAUCCCAGACUUGACCAACUGGUACCAGGUCAAAGGUUUUUGUAUUCUUGUGAAUUUUUUUUUGUCCCUAUUGCCCAGGGAUGUCACUGUAAAUAUAUGUACAUUUAUAAAUAAUUUUUGUAUUCAUUGACCAUAUGUGUUGGCUGCAAUGUAAAUAUUUUUGAUAUGCCAAAAUUAUAUAUAAUAUUCAGUUAUAAUAUUGACAAGUAGCUUCUCAGAUCACAGAUUUUAAAUAACUUGAUUUAAUGAUAUCUAAAAAUUUUAUUUAAAGUAUAAAAACUGUGGCUCACACCUGUAAUCCCAGCAUUCUGAGAGGUUAAGGUGGGAGGAUUGCUUGAGGCCAGGAAUUUGAGACCAGGCUGGGCAACAUGGUGAGACCUUGUCUCUGCAAAAAAUAAAUUUAAAAAAUAGCUGGGCAUUGUGGCAUGCUGUUGUUGUCCUAGCUACUUGGGAGCCUGAGGUGGGAGGGUCACUUGAGCCUGGGAAAUCAAGGCUGCAGUGAGCUGUGUGAAGCCACUGCACCCCAGCCUGGGUGACAAAGCGAGACCUGGCUCAAAAAUAAAUAAAUUAAAUAAAUAAAAAGUUUUAAAAACUUACUUGUUAAGAAGUGUAUCUAUAGAGGCAGCUGCUUAGUGAUUGUAUACACAUAAACACAGUCUAGGUGUAAUUAACUGCCUUCUUCAGGCCUAGAGGUUCAUACUUCUGGUCAUUUGCCAUCUGUUUAAAAGUGCUCGGUGAUACUCCCUUUCUAACAUAAAAAGCUUGUUCUUUCGGAGCCUGGCAGUCCUGUCACAGCUGUAUGUACCUAGAGGAAAACUCGUUUGGAAAUUCCUUUCAUUUCCUUCCCCUCUCGCUCCCCACUUCCCUCUUUUUUUACUGAAACAGAAAUUGAUUGAGGAAAGUUCAGUCAUUCCUUCAGAAACCAGUGAGUUAGAUCGGGUUGUUACUUUAUGUAUAAUGAAUGCUUCAAAAACUGGAGGCUGAUUUAAAGAUUGCAGAACUUGAGUCAGAAUCAUAAGCAGUACUGUGACAUGACCUGGAGCCAGAACAGUUGCUGAUAUCAGAACCAUCUCUUUCAAUCUGUGACUUUGCUCUUGCCAUGUUCUGACUGGGGUGAGCCGCUAGGAUAUAAAUCACUAUCACUGUCCGUAUUUGAGUCUGCACAUCUUGUCAUUAUUUGCUUUAAUGCUCUUUGAGUUGCAACAGGUGUAUUAAAGAGUAUUUGAAAUUCUGUGAAUAGGAAUUCUGUUGGUAGUGAAAUAGGUUCUCACACCUGCUUGCUCAGAAUGUGAAAAUAUUAUUUCUGAGUCCUCGUUGUUCACUUUCUAAAGUGACUGUUGUUUGGUGUUGGAGUUGUUAACUGGGUUCUCUUAGGCGUGCUAUAUCUUGGCAAAUAUUCUCCAUGAUGAACUCUUCCUACUAUCACAGCCAGGACUAUGACUGGAUUUCUCAGUCUCAGUGCCCCAGAUUCACCAUUUCUGAUUGUGUCUGGAGAAUGUUCUCCUGGAAAGGUAUUCCAUGUUC